This is a messenger RNA of Zygosaccharomyces rouxii, 1029 nucleotides long. RefSeq names its product dolichyl-phosphate beta-glucosyltransferase (gene ALG5). The transcript has a single exon. Gene Ontology annotation, cellular component: endoplasmic reticulum membrane. NCBI's taxonomy places the organism in Eukaryota, Fungi, Ascomycota, Saccharomycetes, Saccharomycetales, Saccharomycetaceae. The coding region runs from base 1 to 1029 and encodes 342 amino acids. The record is from RefSeq and is a predicted model, not a curated record.
AUGGCAUUCAAUGAUUUCAAGCAAUUGCAAAAUGUGGAUCUCAAGGGAUUUUUGACUACAGCUGCUAUAGGUCUAAUUGUAUCAGGUUACUUAAUCAUCUACCUACUCUCUCAUACACCAAGAUUACCCUUUGAUGAAGAAUUAGAAUAUCAAACCAUUGAUGGUAAAGGUGGUUUAGUUAAAAAAAGAUUGCCAAACGUUUGUCGAGGAGAUAGCAAUAAGAAUAAGAGUAAUAAUGAUAAUAAUGAUGAAGACAUUCUCUUGUCAGUGGUAGUUCCUAGCUACAAUGAAACUAAGCGAAUAUCACAUAUGCUUGCAGAUGCAAUCGCGGUCUUACAGAAGGAAAUGGCCCAUAGGUGGGAAAUUAUUAUUGUGGAUGAUGGUUCCAAGGAUGGCACGUCAGAAUACUGUCUAAACUUAUCUGAAAAAGUUUUCCAGCUGCAAGAGGGUCAAUUAAGAGUCGUUAAACUGAGUCAAAAUCGUGGUAAAGGUGGCGCCGUUAGACAUGGUCUUUUGCACAUCAGGGGCAAAUACGGGCUCUUCGCCGAUGCGGAUGGCGCUAGUCAAUUUAAUGAUGUCAGCAAAUUAAUUGAAAGUAUAAAGCAAUUGGAAGGUCCUCAAGGUAAACCUGCAGUCGCGAUCGGAUCUCGUUCUCAUAUGGUUAACACAGAUGCCGUGGUUAAAAGAUCGUUCAUUCGUAACUUGCUAAUGUACGGAUUGCAUACUUUGGUAUUUGUAUUUGGUAUUAGGUCCAUCAAAGAUACUCAAUGCGGCUUUAAGCUGUUUAAUAGAAGUGCAAUUGAAAGCAUUUUCCCCUAUCUACAUACUGAAGGUUGGAUAUUUGAUGUUGAAAUCCUUAUGCUAGCGCUAAGGAAAAAAAUACCGAUUUCAGAAGUUGCCAUUUCGUGGCAUGAGGUUGAUGGUUCUAAAAUGGAUUUAGCUCGUGAUAGUAUUAACAUGGCCAAGGAUUUGGUUGUUAUAAGAAUGGCAUACAUCUUACGCAUCUAUAGAGAUGAUAAGGAGUGUUAA